CAUCAUGAGAAGUGUUCCUUCUCAGGAGGAAGCUGCGUUGAGGAUGAUGAAAGGAACAUGUCUGAACAUGCAGGAUCUUCAGAAGAAUCCAUCCUCAACAUACAGGAUUCUGAAGACUAUCCACCUUCAGGAAUCACCAUCAUUUUCUAUAGUUUCAGAGUUAUCUGCCAAUAAUAAUGUUUCAGUCACAUCAUGUAGGUCACGUAGCCACGUAUCACCUGUAGCAGAAAGAAAAAAAGAAUCUCUAUCAUCUAGAAACAACCAUAGAUAACAACCCAUCCUGGACAACAAUCCCUCACUUUCACCGGCCUUGGGAGGCAGGCCAGUCCUCGCCCACAGACAACCCGCCAACCUGAAGCAUAUUCUCACCAGCAACUACACACCGCACCAUAGUAACUCUAACUCAGGAACCAAUCCAUGCAACAAACCUCAAUACCAACUCUGCCCACAUAUUUACACCAGCGACACCAUCACAGGACCUAACCAGAUCAUCACCAGUUCAUUCACCGCAUGUCCACCAAUGUAAUAUAUGCCAUCAAUGCCCCUCUGCUAUGUACAUCGGCCAAACUGGAUAGUCCCUACGUAAAAGGAUAAAUGGAUACAAAUCAGAUGUUAGGAAUGGCAAUAUACAAAAACUUGUAGAAGAACACUUCAAUCUCCCUGGACACACAAUAGCAGAUUUAAAGGUGGCCAUCCUGCAGCAAAAGAACUCCAGGACCAGACUUCAAAGAGAAACUGCUGAGCUUCAGUUCAUUUGCAAAUUUGACACCAUCAGCUCAGGAUUAAACAAAGACCAUGAAUGGCUAGCCAGCUACAAAAGCAGUUUCUCCUCCCUUGGUGUUCACAUCUCAACUGCUAGAAGAGGGCCUCAUCCUCCCUGAUUGAACUAACCUCGUUAUCUGUAGCCUGAUUCUUGCUUGCAUAUUUAUACCUGCCUCUGGACAUUUCUACUACAUGCAUCUGACGAAGUGGGUAUUCACCCACGAACGCUUAUGCUCCAAUAAUUCUGUUAGCCUAUAAGGUGCCACAGGACUCUUUGCCGCUUUUACAGAUCCGGACUAACACGGCUACCCCUCUGAUACUUGAAACCAUAGAUAAGUUUGUGAUAAGAACCAGCAGAUUACAAAAAGAGGUAAUUGAUGAAAAAAUUGUCCGGUUUGUUUAUGCAACAAACUCUCCUUUCCAUAUGAUUGAGAACCUACACUUCAUUAACAUGGUUCAGUCAUUAACAGUCCACCCAACAGAGCAGAUGUUGCAGGAAAAUUGCUGGAUAAAGUGUAUGAAAGAGAAAUUGAGCAGUGUGCAAAAGGUCUAGAGGGUGAAAUUGUUAACCUGAGUCUUGAUGGGUGGAGCAUUGUCCACAAUGAUCCUGUUCUAUAUGCUUGUGUGACAACAGAAGAAGGGAAUGUCUUCCUUACAGAAACAGUUGAUACAGCAGAAUACUUACAAGAAGUAGCAGUAAAAGCUAUAACAAACUGUGAAAAAAACAAUUCAAAUGUCUAGUAUGCAGCUUGGUCACAGAAAAUGCUGCAAAUGUAUCCAAGUUGAGAAGAAAUUAUUUUGAAGAGAGUCCCCAGCUAACAACAUACGGUUGCAGUGCUCAUUUGAUGCACUAGCCAAAUGACUAGCCAAAGACUUCAGUGUUCCAGAAAUAAAGGCUAAUGUUGUUGAAAUUGCAAAAUACUUCUGUAACACCACUUUGCAGCAGUUGCUCUAAAAAAAGGUGGGAGGAACCAAGCUAACUCUCCCACAAGACGUGCUGUGGACCUCAGUAGUGGACUGUUUUGAACGCUGUAUCAAGAUCUGGCCUAAUCUGAUGACAGUUUGUGAAUAAAAUCGUGAAAAAAUAGAUGGCACUGUCCCAGCCAAAGUUCUCAACAUUGGGCUUAAGAGAAAUGUUGAACACCUGCUGAGUACCCUGAAGCCUAUUUCUGUAGCCUUGAACAAAAUACAGGGAAAUCGCAAUUUUAUUGCUGACGCUGUUUGACAUUUGGAAGGAACUGAAUGAGAUCUUAAAAAGGGAAAUAUGCAAUGACCGUUCUUGUCCCAUUCAUUCUUUUUUUAAAGCUUGUAAUUUAACUCUCUGUCUCCAGCUCAUUUUCUUGCAAAUAUUCUCAAUACUCGGUACCAGGGUCAAACAUUAACUGCUGAAGAAGAGGAGUUAGCUAUGACAUGGACAUCCAGCAAUCAUCCCUCCAUAAUGCCAACUAUAAUAAACUUCAGAGCUAAGGGUGAACCAUUCAAGAAAUAUAUAUUUUCUGAUGAUGUUUUAAAGAAGUCAUACCGGAGAACUCGUGGAAGUCACUGUGAAGCACUUGGAUUCAGAGACUGUUGAAGUGGUGAUCUCACUUUUAACAGCAGUAGCUUCUUCUACCAGUGUAGAAAGAAUAUUUUCUUCCUUUUGGACUAAUUCAUUCCAAAUUGAGAAGUCAUUUGGGACCUGAAAAAGCAGGAAAGCUUGUUUUUGUUUUUUUUCUCUUCCAGAUUAUGAACAAACAGGAAAAUGAAGGGACCGAAGUACUAAAAGGAGGAUCUUUGCUUUUUGAUGAUCUCCCACCAUCCAGCAGCUCAGGUAAAGAAGCACAGACAGGGCCUUUGCUUUUUGAUGAUCUUCCACCGGUCAGCAGUGCUGACUCAGGGACAGGAGGACCUUUGCUCUUUGAUGAUCUCCCACCAGCUAGCAGUGGGGACUCAGCUUCACGCAUCACUGAGCAGGUCUCAGCAGUAGGAAAUCAUGGGAAAGGAGAGAAGAGGAAAGUCUCAGAGGAAGAGAAGAAUGGCCAUGAAGAACUUGUGGAAAAGAAAGUUUGUAAAGCAUCUGGAGGCAUCUUUGGACUGAAAGGUUAUAUGGCAGAGAGAAAAGGUGAACGAGAAGAGAUGCAGGAUGCACAUGUCAUCUUGAAUGACAUCACUGAGGAGUGCAGACCCCUGCCCCCUCAAAUAACCCGUGUCUCGUACUUUGCUGUUUUUGAUGGCCAUGGGGGAGUUCGAGCUUCAAAAUUUGCAGCACAGAAUCUGCACCAAAACCUGAUUAGGAAAUUUCCUAAAGGAGAGGUAGUCAGUGUGGAGAAAACAGUGAAAAGAUGCCUUUUGGACUCUUUCAAACAUACAGAUGAGGAGUUCCUGAAGCAGGCCUCCAGCCAGAAGCCUGCGUGGAAGGAUGGGUCCACAGCAACCUGUGUCCUGGCUGUGGAUAACAUCCUUUACAUUGCCAACCUUGGAGACAGCCGGGCGAUUUUGUGUCGUUACAACGAGGAGAGUCAAAAACAUACAGCCUUAAGUCUCAGUAAAGAACACAACCCUACCCAAUAUGAGGAGCGAAUGAGGAUACAGAAGGCUGGAGGAAAUGUCAGAGACGGGCGAGUGCUGGGUGUGCUGGAGGUUUCCCGCUCCAUUGGGGAUGGACAGUACAAGCGCAGUGGUGUCAUUUCUGUGCCGGAUAUCAAACGCUGCCAACUCACACACAAUGACAGGUUCAUUAUGCUGGCCUGUGAUGGCCUCUUCAAGGUCUUCUCACCAGAAGAAGCUGUGAACUUCAUCAUGUCCUGCCUGGAGGACAAGAAUAUCCAAACACGAGAAGGGAAAUUAUCAGCUGAUGCUCGAUAUGAAGCAGCCUGUAACAGGCUGGCCAACAAAGCAGUGCAGCGAGGUUCUGCGGAUAAUGUCACUGUAGUGGUGGUCCGGAUCGAGCACUGAAGAAAAACAUGCAGGGAUGCAGUCCCGAGCUGCAUGUGAUGGAUUUAAAUGCAACAGCAAAGUUUGUGUGAGUGUGUGAGAGAGAGAGAGAGAGCGCGAAUCUGGGGGGGAGGGGGCAUGGGUCUCCUCCCUGGAUGCUCUUCAUUGUAAAUAAACUUCUUUUUCUAAUUGUUUUAGUUCA
Messenger RNA from Caretta caretta (loggerhead turtle), 3877 nucleotides. The record is from RefSeq and is a predicted model, not a curated record. NCBI's taxonomy places the organism in Eukaryota, Metazoa, Chordata, Testudines, Cheloniidae.